This is a messenger RNA of Bactrocera tryoni, 605 nucleotides long. RefSeq lists its product as uncharacterized. NCBI's taxonomy places the organism in Eukaryota, Metazoa, Arthropoda, Insecta, Diptera, Tephritidae. The record is from RefSeq and is a predicted model, not a curated record. The transcript has 5 exons. The coding region runs from base 14 to 382 and encodes 122 amino acids.
AACUGUUUUAGCAAUGAAAUUCUAUCUGCUAACGUUUUUUGCCAUAACGACCUUGUUGGCCUUAAUGGCGGUUACCCCGUCGGCAAAUGCGCAAGGAAAAGAGACCGCCAACGGAGAACCCCGAAGCCUUGGACCUGGACCAAUUAAAUCUCCACCCUUCAGCCCAUUAGCCUCCCUAAGAGCUAAUACAAGUAGUUCUAUCGAAUUCAGCAUUAGUGGAAAUAUUACUAAAACCACCUUGCCAGUCAAUACUUCCUCCUCUAUCGCGUUUGACAUCUCAGGAAAUUUGACUUCGACUGGUACUGCUUUCCCGCCAUUUCCUUUUCCAAUCCCUCUACCGUUCUCUUCCUCCAGCGACUUGACUGGACCGCCCUUUGCUUAAAAAGCAAUUAUUUAAAUAUCAUUUUAGCUGUUGACUCUGAUGACGAUGUUAGCCCACGUGCGCAGGAUGAAGAUGUCAAGGCGCCACUUGUAAGAGAGCCACGUGGUGCUUCCUUUGAUUCUUAAGUCAACUGGAAACCAAAAUCGACUUUGUUUAAUAGUUUAUUCUAAUUGGUUUAUUUUUUCCUUAUAAAAAUAUUAUAAAUAUUAUUGUGAAACAGAGA